AUGAGCAGUAAGGCGUCGAGUAAACCGAUUUUGCGGAGAGUUUAUGAUCAAUUAGACAGUGAGCCUGAAGAUCUGAGAAAAAAGCUCUCUCGGGUGCGUGAUUCUUUCGAUGCUUUGGACAAAGAACUUUUUCCCUCUGGCAGGCCGAAAGAUAUCUACCGAGAACCCCAGCUUUUUCCUGGAACAGAAGAUGGGAGGGAUAAACAUCAUCGUCGAGUCAGAACUAUCAAGCCUGUGUUGAAACGAAUCGUUGAUCCGAUCGAACCUUCCAGCGGAGAAGAAGAUGAUGAUCUUGUGAUUGUCGAUUCGAAGCCGGGAAAAUCAAGAAAGCACCGGAAAAGGUCGGGUUUCCGGGAAAGAAGAAAGAAACGAAAGCGGUCGAGAUCUUCUAGUCCAAGUUAG
Molecule: messenger RNA, 402 nt
Organism: Oikopleura dioica
Lineage: Eukaryota; Metazoa; Chordata; Appendicularia; Copelata; Oikopleuridae
Source: the annotation of a GenBank genome assembly